AUGGGUGCUAUCUUAGGUAAAUCAAAGUCAUCAUCAUCAUCAACAACAGGAACAACCGUGAGUAAAGUUAAUGGACACAAGAAAGAAACUCUUGACAUAUAUACUCAUCAAAAUGGUAAAACAGGAACAUUAGAAAAGAAAAACCAGAAAAAAGAACAUAUUAAAAAGAAGAAAUCAACCGAUGAAAUGAUCGAUAAAUGUACAGGCACAGAUGGCGAAGUCAUAUCAUCAUCAGCAUACAUUAGAAGACUAGUUACUGCUAAUGGUUGUUAUAUAUCCAAUGAUUCUCUCAAUGGUCAAGGUACUUCACGUCGGCAAUCGGACACACCGAGCAAAGAUGUUUUAGAACUUCGAGAUGCUUGCAUUCGUCGGGGAAUAAUUACACCAGAAACGAGUAUUGCUACCCUACCAACAGCAGCUGAACAAGGAUAUGAAGUAAAUAUUGUCGAAGAAUCAAUCAAUGAUACACCAACAACAAAUGUUGCGAAUGAUGAAGAGCAAGUUGAAUCACAAACAACUAGUGAAUGGUAA
Messenger RNA from Adineta ricciae, 531 nucleotides. The record is from the annotation of a GenBank genome assembly. Lineage: Eukaryota; Metazoa; Rotifera; Eurotatoria; Adinetida; Adinetidae.